AUGGAUCCUGACUCCGAUCAAGGCCAUGAACAGCAAGCGAAGCCAGACUCGACUUCUGCCUGCUCAGCGUUGGACACAGCUUCGUCCUCCCCCUCGACCUCAGCCACACAAACUCCUCAAAGCAGCCCAGAACAACAUGCAGUCAAACCAGUCGUUGUCAAGAUCUCACCCGACUGCCCCAAAAUUGUACUCCCGCACCUGCCUCGUCGCAAGGGACGCUCGUGGCUCUUCCGAUUCGAGGAAGGUGUGUUGAUGAAGCAGAGCUACGACACUCGAACCAGCGAGUGCGCUGCGAUGCAGUACGUCCACCAACACGCACCAAGUGUCCCAGUGCCUGAGGUGUACGAGUCCGACUUCGAUGACCCACGCGUGGGACGAAUCUUCAUGGAGGAGAUACCCGGCGACACCCUCGAGAAAGUGUGGCCCAGUCUCGACCCCUUCCAGAAGGAACUGGCCUGUCGAGACCUCUGGGACAUCAUCAUGGCCCUGCGUCAAAUCCCAAGACCCGCCCACAUCCCACCCGAGAGAUGCCUCUACACCACCGUCGACGGGUCGCCCCUGUACCCUCAAGGCGGCCUGACCGGCAACGAGGUAGCUCCUCUCCGGGAGGACCAGUACAACACCGACGACGCCUUCCGAAACUUUAUAAUACAGCGAUACCGCGAGAACCACGGCCCAAGCGACGAGGUCAGGAACAACUUCCCCCGCUCCGAGACGGCCGUCUUCACCCACGGCGACAUCAAGCCUAGGAACAUCAUGGCUUCGGCCGACGGCCGCAUCACCAGCCUGCUCGACUUCGAGUAUGCCGGGUUCAUGCCCGAGUACUGGGAGGACCUCGGGAUGUUCAUGGAGAUCUGGGAGUGGGAGCAGGACUGGGCUGACACGAUGAUGCGGACGAAACCGAGCAGCUGGGACUUUGAGGCUCCUCGUGCCCUGUGCAGGGUGGCCAAGAGGGUUCUGCACUUUUGA
This is a messenger RNA of Diaporthe citri, 969 nucleotides long. RefSeq lists its product as uncharacterized. The transcript has a single exon. Bases 1 to 969 code for a protein of 322 amino acids. Lineage: Eukaryota; Fungi; Ascomycota; Sordariomycetes; Diaporthales; Diaporthaceae. The record is from RefSeq and is a predicted model, not a curated record.